AUGGAAAGAUCUGCCAUCGUUGCUGCUGGAAAGAGAAAGAGAAAGACGGCAGACACCAGCAAUACUCGAAAAAAACAAUCAUCUACUGUUCCAGAGUUUGCUUUAUAUCCUUUGGAUUUGCCUUUGUCGCUGCUGGAUGCUAAAAAUGUCUUUGAAGGUAUCAAUCUGGCCGCUGCUUUAAAUCCACUCUGUGAAUGUUCUUAUCAAGCGAUCCGCACUACCGUAUCUAAACUGCUUGCUAGGGAAAUCACACUGAUAGAUGUAGCAGCCGUAAAAGCCAUUGCUCAGGAUAUGCUGGUUAUAAAGUGGGUUCAAAGUUUGUAUCGAAACGAUGGAUCUACAAUUGAACUUAAAACUGCGGCUGGACUUGCUGAUUCAAUCCAAACUUUAGAACCAGUUUUGACAAUUGCAUUCUCAGAUACAGCCAUGUUCAAAAAAUCCAUGUCUAAAGGUGCAUCUGCUAAAAUGAAUAAACUCGCUGUGGAACGUCGCAGUAUGGAUUUCUAUACUCGAUUGAUGAGUUUCUGGCAAAAAGCCAAACUGCUAGAAACCGACAUUGAAUUGUUUUUAAACCAAGCCAAAUCAACUGCGCUACCUUGUAAUCCUUAUAUCCAAACAUCACUCAUCAACGAGCCAUCUGCUUGUAUAUCCACUUUAAAUGUGCACGAUCCAAGCAAAAAUGUAUCCAGCAGUGAUAUUCCAACUGCUGCUGACAUUGUUUCAUCCAUAAAGUAUACGCCGUUUUAUCGCGAUCAGAUUGGUUCUACCCAUCAUCAUGUCACUGCUAUUCGCGAGGCCAAGUAUGGAAAAUUACCCAAAGCAAUCGAGCAGUCCAAAACAUGGCAAUCAAUUCAAUCAUUUACCAAGAUCUAUCAUUGCUACGAACAUCAAACCGAAGCACUGCACGCUAUCCAAGAUGGUCAUAGUGUGAUUUUAUCUGCCUCUACUUCAAGUGGAAAGUCUCUUGUAUAUCAACUAGCUAUACUUUAUGAACUAGAGCGUAUUCCGCAUUCACGAUCUAUACUUAUUUUCCCCACAAAAGCACUUGCGCAAGACCAAAAACGAUCUUUGAACAAUUUAAUUUGUCAGCUCCCUCAUCUAACCCAUAGUGUAUGCGACACUUUUGAUGGGGAUACCUCGACCAACUCAAAUAUUCGAAAAAAUCUUCGAAAUACACUAUCCAUAGCACUAACCAACCCAGACAUGCUACAUGCUGCAAUCUUGCCUCAUCAUGCUUUGUGGCAUUCAUUUUUGAUGAAUUUACGGUUUGUUGUUAUAGAUGAAAUGCAUUAUUACACAGGAAAACUGGGUGUGCAUUUUGCGUUAGUGAUGCGAAGAUUGCUACGCAUAUGUAGAUUCUAUGGCAACAACCACGUCCAGUUUAUUGGCUGCUCAGCUACAAUUGGAAACCCUUUUGAACUUAUGAAGACAUUGGUAGGCGUGGAGGAUGUGAUUGCUGUUACAAACGACACAUCAGGUAUGGGUGCUCGACACCAGAUUAUAUGGAAUCCACCGUAUCGUUUUAUCGACUUUCCAUCGCUCGGGCGGUUAAGUGUACUGGAUGAAACUGCGCAAGUUUUUGCGUUUUGUAUAUUAAAGCAAGUGAAAACUAUAUGCUUUACAAAGACUCGAAAUCUCUGCGAAUUAGUUUUUCGUGAAACUGUAGCAGUGAUUCAAAAAACUAAUCCAGAACUUUCCAAAAAAAUUGCGUCGUAUCGUGGUGGUUAUAAUUCAAGCGAUAGGCGUCGGAUUGAAUCCCAGUUGUUUUGCGGAGAACUACUUGGCAUUGUUUCGACAAAUGCUUUAGAGCUUGGAAUUGAUAUUGGCGUGCUAGAUGUGGUAAUUCACUGCGGAUUUCCAUUUAGUUUUGCGUCUUAUCACCAACAGCUAGGCCGUGCAGGUCGAAGAGGCAAACAUUCUUUAUCUAUUUUGAUUGCCGAGGAUACCAAUUCUGGUGAUCAAUGCAUGGUCAAGAAUCCUAGCUAUUUAUUUGAAACAACAUCAUUUGAAAACGUUAUUGUUGAUAUUUCCAACCAAGAACUUCUUGAGCCCCAUUUACAAUGUGCAUCAGCCGAAAUCCCAUUCAAUCCUAUGCAAGAUGCCGCAUUAUUUGUAUCCCCUAAUGAGGAUGCCACACUUGAAGAUACAAUCAAUCGUCUAGAGUAUAUGUGCGAUCAACAUUUACGGUUUGAUGUAGUUCAAAAUGCAUACAUUUGUGCGUCCAAAUACCAAGGCAAUCCCUCAUCUGACAUAUCAAUCCGAGGCAUGUUGCUCGCGAAUGCUGAUUCCAACGCAUUUGUGGUGAUGGAUAUUUCCACCAGAACCGUUAUUGAAUCCAUUGAACCUGAAAAAGUAGCCUUCACACUUUAUCCUGAUGCAGUGUUUCUUCAUAUGGGAAAUGUGUAUUUGAUAGUUGAUGUCAACAUCAAUCAGAAACUCGCUAGAGCAAAGCGUGCAUUUCCCUGCAUUGAAUACAUUACAAAGUGUAAAAGUCUUACAAGGAUUGAUCCAGUUUCAACACGGGGAUCUAAAUCAGUGCAGACUCAAUUGAAGAAAAUCCCAUUAAGCACAGUUUUGGCAAUUCAGCAAAAAAAUCAUGAUAUUGAAUUUAGUAUUCAUGCUGCUACGCACAUCUUAAAAUCCAUAUUGCCCUUGUAUACAUCUACUAAUACUGACAGCAUGCAUAGUAUUGCUCACGAGUGCAAAUCACCAAAUGUAAAGCAAUCACGGUCGCCACGAAUAAUCCUAUACGACUCUUCAGGGCAAAUGGGACUUGUGGAGCGUAUGAUAAGGUUUAUGCCAUAUUUGAUUCUUAAAGCCGCACAUAGUUUAAGUAAAUGCGAGUGUCUUGAUGGAUGCGAGUCUUGUGUAUGGUCAACGUCAUGCCGAUAUGGCAAUCAAGCGAUCGAUAAGCAUGGGGCUUUGAAAAUUCUAAAUGAUUUAGCUGGCGUUGAUACUGAUCCGCUAGCCCUGUGA
Batrachochytrium dendrobatidis JAM81 is the source of this 2976-nucleotide messenger RNA. Its product is annotated as ATP-dependent 3'-5' DNA helicase. Gene Ontology annotation, molecular function: ATP binding; nucleic acid binding. NCBI's taxonomy places the organism in Eukaryota, Fungi, Chytridiomycota, Chytridiomycetes, Rhizophydiales. Bases 1 to 2976 code for a protein of 991 amino acids. The record is from RefSeq and is a predicted model, not a curated record. The transcript is spliced from 6 exons.